This is a messenger RNA of Acomys russatus (golden spiny mouse), 885 nucleotides long. RefSeq names its product UDP-glucuronosyltransferase 1A7-like. The transcript is spliced from 3 exons. Gene Ontology annotation, molecular function: UDP-glycosyltransferase activity. The record is from RefSeq and is a predicted model, not a curated record. Bases 16 to 885 code for a protein of 289 amino acids. NCBI's taxonomy places the organism in Eukaryota, Metazoa, Chordata, Mammalia, Rodentia, Muridae.
GGCUGCGCUUCUGCCAUGGCUCCUGCAGAGUCUCCAGCCUCCCUUCCUCUGUGUGUGUGUCUGCUGCUGGCCUCUGGCUUUGCCCAGGCAGGCAGGCUGCUGGUGGUGCCCAUGGAUGGGAGCCACUGGUUCACCAUGCAGACGGUUGUGGAGGAACUCCUGCACAGAGGGCAUGAGGUGGUGGUAGUCGUGCCAGAGGUGAGUUGGCAACUGGGACGAUCCCUGAACGUUACAGUGAAGACAUACUCAACUUCUCACACUCUGGAGGAUCUGGACCGUGAGUUUAAGUUUUUUUCGGACACUCAGUUGAAAACUCCAGAACAAAGUAUGCGUUCUUUAACAACAGGCUCAGCCAAAGGUUUCUUCAAGCUAAUUUUUUCACUCUGCAGAAGUGUGUUUAACGACAAGAAGUUAGUGGAGUACUUGAAGCAGAGCGCUUUUGAUGCUGUGUUUCUGGAUCCUUUUGAUGUGUGUGGCUUAACUGUUGCCAAAUACCUGUCACUUCCAUCAGUGGUCUUUGCAAGAGGUAUAUUUUGCCACUAUCUUGAAGAGGGUGCCCAGUGCCCCAGUCCUCCUUCGUAUGUUCCCAGAGUUCUCUCAAAAUUCACAGACACCAUGACUUUCAAGGAGAGAGUGUGGAACCAUCUCUCCUACAUGUUGGAGUAUGCAUUUUGUCAUAAUUUCUUCAAAACUGCUUCAGAAAUUGCCUCUGAAGUUCUCCAGACCCCAGUGACUAUGUCUGACCUCUUCAGCCCCGUGUCCAUUUGGCUGUUACGCACUGACUUUGUCCUGGAGUUCCCCAGACCUAUGAUGCCCAACGUGAUCUUCGUUGGCGGCAUCAACUGCCACCAGGGAAAGCCGCUUUCCAAGAUAAUUGUGCAGUAG